Molecule: messenger RNA, 2819 nt
Organism: Stegodyphus dumicola
Lineage: Eukaryota; Metazoa; Arthropoda; Arachnida; Araneae; Eresidae
Molecular function (GO): protein binding; scavenger receptor activity
Source: RefSeq, a predicted model, not a curated record
GACCAGUCUCUCUGUUAGAAGAAAAUGAAUUGCUUAUGCAUGCUCUUUUCAUUCACAGCAAUGCCAGAUUCAUGUGUUUUAUAGUCUGUACAAAUUAUCAUUUCUUCCUUUCAUCAGCUACCUGGAGAAGUUUUACAUUAACUGUCAGGUCAUUUUACUGAUUAUUUGCAACAGAAUGCGUCCUACUCUACAUCUAGCAUUUGCAUUCAUUCUGUACUGGGUAUCAUCAGUGAUGGUUGCAGCUUUAAGUGGUCCAAAUGUUUGCACAGAGCAUCAAAUGUACAAAGAACCUUACAGAAUGUCCUAUGUGAAAACGCAGCUAACCAGAUACUUUACAUGGUGCUUUGCCAUACCACCUAGAUGUACUAAAUACAGGGUGAUCUCAUAUGCUGCCUACAAAACUGAUUAUCGGACAAAAGUGAAAAGCUAUGAAGUGUGCUGCAGUGGUUAUAUUGAAUAUCGUGGCACUUGCAUUCCCAAGUGUACUAAUGAUUGUAAAAAUGGAGGAACUUGCACUGGUCCCGAAAGAUGCUCUUGCACGGCUGGAUGGACUGGAUUAACGUGUGAAACAGAAUGCCCUACUGGAUUGUAUGGCUUAAACUGUGCAAUUGCUUGCGACUGCAAGAAUGAUGCUCUGUGCGAUAGAUUUUCAGGCGAAUGCUAUUGCAAGCCAGGUUGGAAAGGUAUUUACUGUGACGUUCCGUGUGAAAAAGGAAGGUAUGGCUCAUACUGCUUUAAAAAAUGUGACUGUGUAAAUGGUGGCGAGUGCAGUCCAUUGGACGGUUCAUGCAAAUGUCCCGCAGGUUACCAAGGAAAUAAAUGUCAGGACGAAUGUCCUCCUGGCUCCUGGGGACUUAACUGUUCUCAGACGUGCUUGUGUCAAAAUGGAGCCACUUGUCUUCCUAUUUCUGGACAAUGUUUGUGUACUGCAGGUUGGAAAUCAGUUAGCUGUAAUGUCCCUUGCGAUAACGGAACAUAUGGGAAGGACUGCAAGCAGCAAUGUGUCUGUGAAAAUAAUGCUUUAUGCAGUUAUAUUGAUGGUUCAUGCAACUGCACUUCAGGUUAUAAAGGAGAAAAAUGUGAUGAAGUUUGCGAUAAUGGAAAUUGGGGCUUUCAGUGUUCUCAACCAUGCUUUUGCGAGAACAGUGCAGAAUGUGAUCCUGUAACAGGAACUUGUAUAUGUCCUCCUGGUUUUAUAGGUCAAACCUGUGAAGGACGCUGUCCUUACGAUACAUUUGGUCCAGGAUGCAAUCGCUCCUGUUUCUGUUUCAACGGUGCUGAGUGCAAUCCGUUUGAUGGGAAAUGUAAAUGCCAUCCUGGUUAUAAAGGUGACUAUUGCGAGGAAAUGUGUGAGAUUGGAUAUUAUGGUCUUAAUUGUAAUGAAGUAUGUCCUUGUAAUGUAGAAACUACAGCGAAUUGUGAUUUCAUCACUGGAAAUUGUACAUGUUUUACGGGGUGGACAGGAGAAUUAUGUGACAUCAAAUGCAGUAACGGCAGCUGGGGAGUUAUGUGUAAGAACAUGUGUACUUGUGCUGAAGGUAUUUCCUGUCAUCAUAUGACUGGAAAGUGCAUGUGCGAUCCUGGAUGGACGGGGUCGGACUGUAUGGAAAAAUGCCCCUUUGGAACUUUUGGAAAGAUGUGCGAAGAGAUUUGCCCAUACUGUGCAGCAAACAGCAUUUGUCAUCAUAUAACAGGAAUGUGUGACUGCCCACGAGGUUGUAAGGCAUCCCAUCGCAGAGAAGAUGUUAUGUUCGGAGUGCCUUGCCACUACAAGUGCAAAUGCUAUAAUGGAGGAACUUGCCAAACAGCUUCCGGGCUCUGCAAGUGUCCGCCUGGGUUUACUGAACCUCUGUGUACUGAUGGUACGUUUGAAUUUGCAAACCAAGCAGCACGGCAGAUCUUUCAAAUUUCGACAACGUUUUACACCAUACUGAUUUUUACAACUCUCUUCACACUUUUAGUUUUUUGUAUUCUAAAAAAGAAAAAGAAAUUGAAGAUCAACUGGAAGUUAUUUCCACAUUAUGCUGAAUUUUACAAUAACACUUCAGGUAUUGAGAAUCCUUCAUAUGGGACGGCGUGUAAUUCUGAUCUACCGGCAUCACACAACGCUGAAAAUAUUUAUGAAGAGAUUGAAAUGAAAAUUAGAGAAGUUCCGAAUUCGAAAGGCAUUUUUGAAGACCCAGGUUCUGAAAAUGAUCAUAUAAAGUGGACCUUUAAUGCAACAGAAGCAGACUUAAAAGCAGAAAUAUCUAGUGAACUGAAAACACAAAAUGUUGCAGAAAAAACUGACAUCUAUGAAAAUGAUAUGACAUCCCAAGGAAAAGGAUCUCAGUCUGUGCCUAGUAAAAUAAGCAUGCAUGUAAAUGAAGGAGACGGAGACUUAAAGUCAGAUGAAACUUCAUUCGAAAUGUAUGAUAUCCCCCGCAAACUGAACACAAGUAUUUAUGAAAACUGUUGAAGAUUUGCGAGUGGAUACAGAUGAAGGGAAAAUAAGAACUGAGAAACUGAUCCAAAUUUAUCCGUGUUUCAAAGGAAUAAUAAUUCAAAAAUUUCGAUUGAAAUAACAUAUAUUGAUGAAGUUAGAUUAAAACUCUUUAUUGCUUUUCUAGGUUGAGAAAUCCUAACGCGUAUUUAAAAUCUGAUUUCCUUAAAAUGCAAGCAUAGCAUGGUGUAAGCAAAGGUGCGAGAUUUUUGUUCGGUAUUAAUGUAAGACAUCUUAGAUUUGUCAUAAAUAAAAUUUUACAUUUCACUAAAAUUUUACUAUUACUAUAGUAAUAGUUUAUAAAUAAAACUUUACUAUUAAUUCAUUAAUACAUGAA